AUGUUCUCAGCAGCCCACGAGCGGGCUCACAGCAAGCUGCUCGGCCGCCACAUCUCCGAGGAGGACCCCUAUGGCAUCACCGACUACGGUGGCAUCAACGAUGCCAUCACCUGCCUCAACCUGAAGUCCACCUACGAGUCGGAGGUUGCCCCCCGGCCACACUCCUUCGCCAACGGCUAUGAGCUCUUCGAAGUCUCCGAGGAGCGGGAUGAGGAGGUGGCUGCUUUCUGCCACAUGCUGGAAGUGCUGCGAUCCGGCUACAGCACCAAGGACUAUUCCAUCACUGGCUUGGUGUGGAACGCUGUCAACCUCAGCCCUGAGCAGCUGGGCCAUGGCAUCAGCCUGAAGGUGACGGUGGUGUGCGACAGCCUGCGUGAGCCCCUCACCUUCACCUGCGACUGCUCCUCCACCGUGGACCUGCUCAUCUACCAGGCGCUGUGCUACACGCACGACGAGCUGCACGCCGUCGAUGUCGAGGACUUCGUGCUCAAGAUCUGCGGCUUGGAGGAGUUCCUGCAGAACAAGCACGCGCUGGGCAGCCACGAGUACAUCCAGCACUGCAGGAAGUUCGACAUCGACAUCCACCUGCAGCUGAUGAAGAGGAAGGGCGUGCGCAGUGACCUGGCCCGGACGGCAAAUGAUGACCAGAGCCCCUCCACCCUCAACCACUACAUCCACCUGGCUGAGCUCUGUUCUCUGUCCCCCAGGCAGGCCCUGAGUCUCCUCUUCGACACCUUCCACAACGAGGUGGAUGCUUUCCUGGCCGCUGAGGUGACCUUCCCGCUGAGGGCGGGGCGGGUGAUCCAGUCGGUCAUGGCCAUCUGCAAUGCCCUGGCUGCCGUGGAGACCCAGGAGAUCACAGCAGCCCUCAACCAGAUGCCCCCCUGCCCCUCCCGCAUGCAGCCCAAAAUCCAGAAGGAUCCAAAUGUUCUGGCCAAGAGGGAAAAUCGAG
This is a messenger RNA of Tauraco erythrolophus (red-crested turaco), 952 nucleotides long. NCBI's taxonomy places the organism in Eukaryota, Metazoa, Chordata, Aves, Musophagiformes, Musophagidae. The record is from RefSeq and is a predicted model, not a curated record.